UUGGUCAUUCUGGCUGCUGACUAUCACAGGGAAGGAGGACAACAUUUGACAACAACAUGGAUCAUUGAAAAUAACAGACUUCAGCACAGUCUUGGACAACAGCAAACAUGACAAAUGUGUACUCGUUGGAUGGGGUUGUGGUGUUUGGGAUUCUGUUCAUCUGUACGUGUGCAUACCUCAAGAAGGUGCCUCGUCUCAACAGCUGGCUACUCUCAGAGAAGAAGGGUGUGUGGGGGGUGUUCUAUAAAGCUGCAGUGAUUGGGACCAGACUCCACCAUGCUAUGGCGAUAACCUGUCUGUCGAUGGCAUUGUACCUGGUCUUCUUAAAGUGACAGCGUCAGGCUGGGAUGGACCAGACUGGACUGGGAUAGACUGAACCGGACUGGACCAGGCCAGGCUUGGCUGGGCUUUGCAGAGCUGGAUUGGGCUGUGCUGGGUUGCCACCCAUGGACACUGUUUGGACAAUGUGUGCCCAAGAUGCCCAUUUAUUCAACCAGGACCUGUAAAGGAUAAGGACAAGCCAAUAGUGCCCCCCUUAGGUAAAUAGGAUCCCUGUCACUCAUUGGACUCUUCUAAAUAUGACAUCAUCCAUCCCUGCACGACACAACUGUCAUCCAGUUUACCUUGAGUUUCCUGUACAGAUCUUAUAGAACAGUGUUUCUCAAUCUAUUCUUGAGGUGCACAUUUUUGUUCUAGCUCAACACUAACACAUCUGAUUCUACUGUUCAAUUGCUCAACCAGUCACCAAGCCAUUGAUUAGUUGAAUCAGGUAUGUUAGUGCUGGGCUGAAACAAACCUGUGGACCCCCUGGAAUGGAUUGGGGACCACUGUGAUAGAGGAGAUGUCAGCAUGCUAAGUAGUGUCAGCAUGCUCAUGUGCUGAUGUACUCAGCAUGAUCAUGUGUUGAGUAGUGUCUUUAUUUAAUACUGUUGUUAAUAAUAAACCUAGUGUUGUUAUCACCUAAUUACCACUCUCAAUGGUUUAUUUUGGGGAAAGGACUGGUAUAAAACAAUAGCCUAAAAUAAUGUGGAAAAUAUUAAUUUCUGUGUAAAGUCAGACUUCUGUUGUAUAUAUUUAGGGGGAAAGUCAUUAUAAUAGAUUAGAAAAGGCUGUUUUCUGUAGAGCACUAUAGAGAAGAGAAUCACAUGUAUUGUUGUUAAGUCUAAAUAUCUCUUUGUUUAUUCAUAUGAAUUUUUUAAAGUUAAAAUGGUUGUACAUUGUCAUGAUUAUCGUCACUAUCAUUUUUCAACAACCAGGAAUAACUCUGGGCCAUAGUUAAAAGCUAGAAGGUCACAUGGUCAGGGAAAACUCUUGGUCCUUGCCACAUUUUCGAAGACAAAACGAAUAUAGGAAAAAUGUCUUGGUGUCCAGCUUAAGUUCUUAUUUUCUUUCAACCUCUGUUCAUCCUUUUUUGCUCUGUAUUUUAUGUAUGAUUUCCCUGUUUGGAAAAACCAGUACAAACUUCUGCACCAGUGCUUUGUGACUAAACCGCCGUAUAUUGUGUGACAAUAGCUCUUGUCGUCUCUGGGGAAAACCAAAUAAAAAUAACUCAAAACAA
This is a messenger RNA of Coregonus clupeaformis (lake whitefish), 1558 nucleotides long. RefSeq names its product protein kish-B. The transcript has 3 exons. The record is from RefSeq and is a predicted model, not a curated record. The coding region runs from base 108 to 332 and encodes 74 amino acids. NCBI's taxonomy places the organism in Eukaryota, Metazoa, Chordata, Actinopteri, Salmoniformes, Salmonidae.